Molecule: messenger RNA, 1124 nt
Organism: Dunckerocampus dactyliophorus (ringed pipefish)
Lineage: Eukaryota; Metazoa; Chordata; Actinopteri; Syngnathiformes; Syngnathidae
Product: hydroxycarboxylic acid receptor 2-like
Exons: 1
Coding region: 1-975 (324 amino acids)
Biological process (GO): G protein-coupled receptor signaling pathway
Cellular component (GO): membrane
Molecular function (GO): G protein-coupled receptor activity
Source: RefSeq, a predicted model, not a curated record
AUGCACUGCAACUUCACGGGGACGCUGCUCGUCAGCGUGCUCCCCACAGUUUUGUCCAUAGAGUUUAUUUUGGGGGCACUGAGCAACGGCCUGGCCCUGUGGAUCUUCUGCUUCCACCUGCGGCCCUGGAAGAGCAGCACGGUGCUGCUCUUCAACCUGGCCAUGGCCGACUUCCUGCUCAACAUGAUUUUGCCCUUCCGCGCCAGCUACUACAACUCGGGCAUCAAGUGGAGAUUUGGGAAAACGCUCUGCAACAUUUCACAGUUCAUGCUGGCCCUCAACCGCACGGGCAGCACCCUCUUCCUGAUGGCCAUCGCGUUGGACCGCUACAUCCGCGUGGUGCACCCGCACCACUCCAUCAACUCCCUGAGCCCCUCCAAGGCCAUGUGCGGAGCGGUCGUGCUCUGGCUGGUCACCGUCUGCAUGACUGCCAACGCCUUGACCCUGCAGAACUUCCGCUCAGACUAUUGCGAGAGCUUCCUGGUGGAAACCUCGGCCAAGGGGAACCGGCUGUGGCACAAAUUCAACUUUCUCUUUUCCUGCUGGAUGCCUCUGCUGGUCAUCCUGUUCUGCACCAUUCGCAUCAUCUGUCAGCUGAAAGGAAGACAGCUGAGCCAGCACGGGAAGAUCAAGAAGGCGCUGUGGUUCAUCACGGUGGUGGUGGUGGUCUUCAUCGUAUGCUUCCUGCCCAGCAACAUUGCACAGCUUCUCAUUUGGAUCGAAACCCAAGAGGCCCUCAAGACCCUGCCGGAGUCGGAGGUGUGCGCCGCCAUGGACAACCUGACCGUGGUCUUCUACAUGACCGUCAGCCUCACCUAUCUCAACAGCGCCCUGGACCCCGUCGUCUACUACUUCUCCAGCCCGACCUUCAAGAACAUCUGCAGGAAGUCGCUCCACCUGCCGCAGGCUGAAACCACCGAAAGCACAGAGAAGAGGACCCGAGAAACUGGAUCGCACUCGUGUAGCCAGAUUUAGCAAGCAAAAUCUACAACUCUUGAUGUUUCCUGUCAGACGUAAGAAGUUCACACCACCGUAAUAUGUCAUGUCAAAGAGAGCCUAUGUCAUGUCACCUGCACUUUCACUGCUAUUCUUCUAUCUCAUCUCAUUAUUCAUUAAAAUGACUU